Molecule: messenger RNA, 1896 nt
Organism: Lathyrus oleraceus (garden pea)
Lineage: Eukaryota; Viridiplantae; Streptophyta; Magnoliopsida; Fabales; Fabaceae
Exons: 3
Coding region: 214-1680 (488 amino acids)
Source: RefSeq, a predicted model, not a curated record
AUGAGUACUGGCAUUGGGACACUUUGAGUACAGAAGUGCGUGCAACCUGUCACUUCUGCAUGCUCUUCUCUCGACUUUUUCACCUCCCUACUUCCUCCUUCAUCAUAAUUCAAUGCAUUGGCCCCUAUCGUACCAUCUACACCCUCUUCUUUCUCUACCUCAAAUACUACCAUUUCUUAAAUAAAGAUUAAACAUUACAAAACAUAAACAAAAAUGAAAGAUUCAGACAAAAUCAUUACCCCAACCUCCGUUGCUGUCACUCCAUCACACCAACAACGAACCUCCCCAAAGCUCUUCAUGCUAUGGCUCAUCCUCGCCGUCUCUCUCACCUACUUCAUCUACACUCUCAAACUCGUCUCCACUUCAACCACCUGCAACCACCCUCCAUUCUCCAUCAACCUCCACACAUCCACCAUCAACACUUCAACAACUUCUCACAAAACAGACCUCAAACACGUCGUGUUCGGAAUCGCCGCAUCCUCAAAACUCUGGCCACAGAGAAAAAACUACAUAAAACUCUGGUUCAACAACAGAACAAUGAGAGGAAUCGUUUGGAUGGACGAUACAGUAAAAACAGACCCAAGCGAAGGUCUUCCAAUGGUGAGAAUCUCAGCCGACACAUCCAAUUUUCCUUACACAAACAAACAGGGUCACCGUUCCGCGAUUCGAAUCUCGCGAAUCGUUUCCGAAACGGUGCGUUUAGGGCUGAAGGAUGUGCGGUGGAUUGUAAUGGGAGACGACGACACCGUUUUUGUAACGGAUAAUUUAAUUAGGGUUUUGAAUAAGUAUGAUUACAAAGAGUAUUAUUACAUUGGAAGCUUAUCGGAGAGUCAUUUGCAGAAUAUAUAUUUUUCUUAUGGCAUGGCUUACGGUGGUGGUGGAUUUGCGAUUAGUUAUGGAUUAGCGAAAGCUCUUGUGAAAAUGCAGGAUCGGUGUAUUCAUAGGUAUCCCGGACUUUAUGGUUCUGAUGAUCGAAUGCAAGCUUGUAUGGCGGAACUCGGUGUUCCACUCACCAAAGAAAUCGGUUUUCAUCAGUAUGAUGUGUAUGGGAACUUAUUUGGGCUUCUUGCAGCUCAUCCAGUGACUCCAUUGGUAUCACUACACCAUCUUGAUGUGGUUGAGCCGAUCUUCCCUAAUGCCACAAGAGUCGAAGCACUUCAACACCUUACGGUACCGAUGAAGCUUGACUCAGCCGGACUCAUUCAGCAAUCCAUCUGCUACGACAUAGAAAAGAGAUGGACGAUUUCAGUUUCAUGGGGUUUUGCAGUACAGAUAUUUCGCGGGAUAUUUUCGCCUCGCGAAAUUGAAAUGCCUUCAAGAACAUUCCUUAAUUGGUAUAGAAGAGCUGAUUACACUGCAUAUGCUUUCAACACGCGGCCGGUUACACGAAAUCCGUGUCAGAAGCCUUUUGUGUUUUACCUUUCAAAGGCCAAAUUCAAUUCUACAAUGCAUCAGACAGUGAGUGAAUAUGAAAGGCAUCGUGUUCCUCAUCCAGAAUGUCGAUGGAAAAUGGAUGAUCCUUCGGCUCUCGACAAAAUUGUUGUAUAUAAGAAACCAGACCCACAUCUAUGGGAUAGGGCUCCAAGGAGAAACUGUUGCAGAGUGAUGAAGUCAAACAAGAAAGGAAGAAUGGUGAUGGAUGUUGGAAUAUGUAGAGAUGGCGAGGUCAGCGAACCGUAAUUGUAACUUGUGACUGAUUCAAAUUAGGUUCUUGUCUAUAUUAAUUCUUUGUUUCUAUUUCUUCAUUUAUUGAGUCUAAAUGUAAAAUUUUGUCAUGUCCCUGGAAGGGGAUGGGUUCUGGACAGAAGAUACAUGGGCGAAAAAUUUGUAGUUUAUAAUCAUUAUAGAUACAAAUUGUAAGUUAAUUUACUGGAAAUAAAGAAGUUCAAUUUGUAA